UGGGUCUUACUCAACCUCAGGGUUGGGCAGAAACGUCUUAUAAUUGGACUCUUCCAUCUCAUCCCACUGUAAACAAAAAUGACAACUAAAAUUCAUCUCCUUCCUUCCUUACCUUCUAUUUCGUCUUCCUUAAACCCAACCAAAAUCCCUCAACAGCCAACACCGUCCGGCGUUCUCUUCCGCCAGAAACUCAUCCACCUUCAAACCCUCAACAUCAACCCUCACAAAGCCCUUAAUCAAAACCCUGAUCUCCGCUCCACUCCUCUCGCCUCCCUCAUUUCCCUCGAAGACUUUUUCCUCUCUCUCGGUCUUACACGCGCCGCCCUCGGCCGCAUUCUCGACAUGCACCCCAAACUCCUCACCUCCAACAUUCACUCCGAUCUUCAACCUAUUAUUCAAUUCCUCCUCCACGAAGUCCUCAUCCCCUCCCGCGAUCUCCCCAAGUCAAUCACGCGCUGUCCGCGUCUGUUGGUCACUGAUGUCAUAACCCAAUUGCGUCCGACCUUUGAGUUUCUUAGGGAGUUUGGCUUUGUGGGUACAAACAGAAUUAGUUGCCAGACUACGCUAUUGUUAGUUUCUAGUGUGGAGCGGACGCUGAAGCCCAAGAUUGAAUUUCUAAAGAGUCUGGGGUUUUCGGAUGAGGAAGUGGAGAGUAUGGUGAUAAGAUCGCCUGGGUUGUUGACAUUUAGUGUGGAGAAUAAUCUGGUGCCGAAAUUUAAGUUUUUUGUGGAGGAAAUGAAUGGGGAUCUGGAGGAAAUCAAGAAGUUUCCGCAGUAUUUUUCGUUUAGUUUGGAGAAGAAAAUUAAGCCCAGGUAUAGGGUUUUGGUUGGGCAUGGAUUAAAGCUUCCAUUGUCGAACAUGUUGAGAGUUAGUGAUGGGGAGUUCAAUGUCAGGUUGAUUGAAUUGCGGUUACGGUUGGCUGAGAGGAAGAGAUAAUUAUUGUAAGGGUGCUGCUAAUUAUUGAAAGAGAAGAUGGCGAUUGUAUCGAAAUAUUUAUAUGUUCAGCAGAGAGAAAUGAUAGAUUGGCCAACAAUCCAACUUCUUAACAGCUCUGAAAACAAAAAUCUUGCUCCCUUUUUCUGUCCAUCAUUAUUCUUAUUCUGUAGAAGAAUUAUUCAGUAAUCUUCAGACCAAACGCAAUGGAAUUGGAGAGAGAGAAAGUUGAUCGAGAGGAUCUACAGUGGGUUUUUGAAAGUUCAUUACAAUCAGCUCAUUGACAAUGACAAGUCUGGGUGUCCAGCAGUCUUCAAAGAAGAAAAAAAUUGAGGAUCUUCCCAGGAUGUUCGCUUGUACCGAAAGAUUCCUUGAGCGUAAGGAAGCUAAUGGUGGGUAUUUUAAGCAACAUGUUACUGAAGAAGGCAGAGCUUUGAUUCAACAUGUCUGAUGAAGUUGGUGAUAAAUAGAAUGUGCAGGAAGAAGUUGAGGCCUGCUUCGGCGAAAUAAUAGAGUUGCACGACAAGAUCAUGACAUGUUUUGGAAACCGUAAGCUUUUUCAUAAGGCCCUGAAAGAGGGUUUUGAAAUAUUCUGUAAUAAAGCCAUUGGAGGUGUUUCAAAUGCAGUAAGUGAUGGCUACACACAGUGACAACUAUAUCUAGGAAGUGGGAAGGCAAGAAAUUGAGUGAUGAAAUUGUGGAAGAAACAUUAAACAAGCUGGUUAAUCUACUUGGCUGUUUCAGUGAAAAAGAUAUUUUCAUUGAAUUCUUCUGGAAAAAGCUUGCUCAAGACUACUGUUUGACAAGACUGGCAAUAAAGAUCAUGAAAAGAGCUUAAUCACAAAGCUACAUCAAUUUGGUGGAUAUUUUACAUCAAGAGGUGCAAAAACCUUUAAGAAGUUUUAUGGAACAAAAUCAAACUAUAGAAAGCUCGCAUGGAUUUUUUCUCUGGGGUAGUUGCCAUAUCAAGCAUCUGCAGGAAGAUAGAUCGAGUUUCUCAGAGACCAUGACUCAGUUGAACUUGAGCAAAGAUGAUGUUAUUAGAGCUCUACAUUUUCUUUCAUGCGAGAUGCAUAAGAUCCUCAAUAAGGAGCCGAAAACAGAAACUAUUGCUGAGACUGACACUUUCUCAAAAUUCCUAGAUAAAAUGAGGAGAAUCAGGAUCCCUCAGACACUUUCCAAUUCAUAUUGACACUGCAAUUGUUCAAAUAAUGAAGGGAAGUAUUGGA
Molecule: messenger RNA, 2162 nt
Organism: Mangifera indica (mango)
Lineage: Eukaryota; Viridiplantae; Streptophyta; Magnoliopsida; Sapindales; Anacardiaceae
Product: transcription termination factor MTEF1, chloroplastic
Exons: 3
Coding region: 79-936 (285 amino acids)
Biological process (GO): regulation of DNA-templated transcription
Molecular function (GO): double-stranded DNA binding
Source: RefSeq, a predicted model, not a curated record